This is a messenger RNA of Cannabis sativa, 1783 nucleotides long. RefSeq lists its product as uncharacterized. Lineage: Eukaryota; Viridiplantae; Streptophyta; Magnoliopsida; Rosales; Cannabaceae. The record is from RefSeq and is a predicted model, not a curated record. Bases 283 to 1551 code for a protein of 422 amino acids. The transcript is spliced from 4 exons.
AAAAUAUUUAAUUAUUGUGUGUUGUGACAAAUCCGAAUCCGAUAUUUCAUAGCAAUAUUGAUUUGGAACACACAAUAAUUUUUUCUAUUCACACUGAUGACUGAUCUGAUCUCGCUUUUAUAUAUAACCAGACAAAAACAGCACAAGUCUCCUGAUCUCUUACGUUACGCCUCUCUCACACUCUCACACUCUCACACCUUAUAUAUAACAUAAAACUACUUCCAUUCCAUUCCACCGCUUCAAAACAUUUGGCCCAGUUUACCACUUUACCUUUGAACAGAAAUGGGACACCUUUAUGGAGGCAGUUCCCUAUGCCUAACAGCAAUUCUCAUAGGGAUACUAGUAUUGACAUUGAGCACACCAUGUUCAAAUUCUCUACGAAUACAUAAGAUGAAAUCUAUGGUUUAUCAAUCCCCAAAGUUUGAGCUGGAACCGGGAUCAGUGGCGGACAAAGUCUACUUCGAUAUGGACUUUCCAAGAGGUCAUAUUGCUAUUAAGAGCUUUAAUGCUGAAGUAGUUGAUGAGGCAGGCAACCCAAUACCUCUUCAUGAAACUUAUCUGCACCAUUGGGUGGUUUUCAGAUAUUAUCAGCGCAAAGGUGUAGAAAUUGUAGAGCAAGAUGGGGUAAAUCAACGAAAUCAAUCCAACUUUAAGGGCGCAAGGAACCAGGGAGUGUGCCAAGAAAAUCAACUUGGGCAGUAUUUUGGGCUUGGCUCAGAAACAAGGAAAACACCAACAUUUAUUCCUGAUCCUUAUGGAAUUGAAGUUGGUAACCCUGCUGAAAUUCCUGAUGGGUUUGAGGAGAAAUGGUUGCUCAAUGUGCACGCGAUCGAUACUCGAGGCGCGGAAGAUGGGUUGGGAUGCACUGAGUGUAGGUGUGAUCUGUAUAAUGUUACCAAGGACAGAUAUGGCAAACCACUGAAACCAGAUUACAUUGGAGGACUACAUUGUUGCUAUGAUCAAACACAUUGCAGAGUGAGAAAGGGCUUUCAAGGUGUUAAGAGAAGCCUCUACCUUAGAUAUACUGUGAAGUGGGUUGAUUGGACUGAUUCUAUCUUGCCUGUUAAGAUUUAUAUUUUUGAUAUCACUGAUACUUGGAGUGGUUUGAACUCUCAACAUAAUUGCCUAGUUGAGCAUAAUGUUGCAAAAUCAUGCAAGGGCAUUAGAGGGACAAAACAGAGUUGCAUUGACACCAGAAGAAAAGGGAUUAGAGCUCCGACCAGCGGAUAUGUAGUUUACGGUGUUGCUCAUCAGCAUACUGGUGGAGUUGGUUCAACAUUAUAUGGAGAGGAUGGAAGGGUUAUAUGCUCUUCAAUUCCAAUUUAUGGAACUGGAAAGGAGGUAGGGAAUGAGACGGGUUACAUUGUGGGCAUGUCCACUUGUUAUCCUAAACCAGGGUCUGUGAAGAUUGUUGAUGGUGAGACUCUUACACAUGAGUCCAGUUAUAGUAGCAGCCAAUCACAUACUGGUGUGAUGGGGCUAUUUUAUAUUCUAGUUGCAGACCAAUUGCCAAGUCCAAAGCUCUCCAUGGGCAAUGUUAGCUUUGAGUGAGGCAUUUCUGAAUGUGAAAAUGUUAUGACUGGGUGGAUGUGGAACCUAUAUCCUUUUUUGGGUCAAUGAUCCAUCCAUCCAAAUUGUCCAUGCCUUGAUGAACGCACACAUUAUUGUGAUAUCGAUUUGUGGAUGUGUGAUAUAAUAUAUAAUAAUAUAUAUACAAAACAAUAAAUCAUUGCAGUUUCCAAUUUUGAGCAAAAAAUACAAAACAAAAAAUUUGUUUCCUUCA